Fusarium poae is the source of this 423-nucleotide messenger RNA. RefSeq lists its product as uncharacterized. The record is from RefSeq and is a predicted model, not a curated record. Bases 1 to 423 code for a protein of 140 amino acids. The transcript is spliced from 2 exons. Lineage: Eukaryota; Fungi; Ascomycota; Sordariomycetes; Hypocreales; Nectriaceae.
AUGCCUGAACGAAGCUGCACGAGCCCCGGUUCUCGAUGGCUCCAGUUCUCGAGCGCAAUCAAGAUUCUCGGCGCGAAGGUCGAAAGGGACCUGAGACCCGUUGUUGACGGUCUCUUUGUCCCAGUGUACAGAGUCCCUGAAGCCGCCAUCGCAGCUAGUGAUGCUUUCUACGACAAGUGGCUAGCGAGAAUCAAUAGUCCGGGGUUCACCAUUGCCACCGAGGAGGAAUGUGAAGAAUUAAUUGCACUCCUUGAAGCUUUCGUUAAUGAGAUUGCUCCGGGUUACUUCGCGACCCGUGCCUCUCAGCAGGGCGAACCUGAAGAGGCGGAAGCUCGCUUGACAAAGUCGAUGAGCCCAGCACUCUCACCACCACCACCACCACCACGACACGAAACUAUGGAGGAUUUCGAGUUGUAUUGGUGA